GUAGCGUCUUAAAACAGGAGGCAGUCGUAACUCAUAUGGGUAUUAAGUGAAAACGCCGCAACGGUUCGUUAUUCAAGCCCAGGUCCAUUAUUAACACUAGCCCAAUCAAAAACAAAGCCCAACCAAACUAAAGGAAAAGAAAAAGAAAAAGAAAGAAAGAGCUGGCAGAGAGAAGAAGAAAAACCCCUAAACCAGCAAUGCGCUGGGUGUUAGAAUUUCGAUGGCCGUUGUUUAUAUUUCCCUCCAAACCCCUCUCCUUCCCUUCCGACCACCCCAUUGCUCUCAUUUCCCCAAAUCCCGCACCAUCUUUCCCAUUCUGCCCCUCACAAACCCCCGAAAUCUCCUCCCUCUCCUUGCCCGUUCUUCUCCCAAGGCCGUCCCAACCACAGAACAAGAGGUCCUUCGGGCCGUGGCAGAGUCCGACGACAACAGCCUCCCUAUCUUGAGAACUUAUGAAAAUGACUUGGCGCGGCUCACUCUCGUUGGAGCUGCCGAUUUUGAGCAGGCUUUGACUGCUGCUGCAGCCGACGGAGGCCAAGCUGCCUCCGAGCACAUUGACUCUGGCAUGCCUGCCAUGGUCGUGGAAACCGUAUAUCCUGGCCCUUCGGAUCAGCAUAGCACCGUCUCCACCCGGUUGUUCCUUCCUGCCACAAAAGUUAAAGAAAAAGCCAGUAAGCUGAGAAGCUCCAUUGCUGAAGAUAUUUUGUCUAGUACGCCUUCUAGAAAUAUACUUGCCAUGACUUUCAGACAAGUAGUGUUGCAACAGCUUUGGGACUUUGAAAUUGUUAUUUUUAGACCUGGAACAGAGAGAAAUAUGGAUGACCUUGAAAACCCAAGAGAGCAGGUUACUGCAUCGUUCACCCUUAGCUCAUCCGAUGAACGGGUAUUCUCUGCGCUUGCAGAAGCUGUCUGCAUCUCUGCUCUUCAGAGUACUGAAAGGAAUUUCCUUCACAAUUAUCUGGGAAAAGCUUCAAGUGGUUUAUUCAAUUGGUUUCAAAAGACUAGGAGGAUUGCAUCAAGCGAUUCUUCAGUGAUCAUUUACGAUAUAUUCGAAGACAGGAUCAUUGAAAAUGCCAAGAUUCUACUAGAAGAUUUUAAUUUAACCAAGGAACAUUUUGUACCUCAAAGAAACAAACCUAAGUUCUAUUCGUGGACACCAUCUGCACACUCUAAGUUGGAAAAGAUUGGCGGUCCUGAUUUUAGUGCUUGGACAAGUGAAUAUAUUCCCGCAUACAGGCUGCAAAUUGAUGCUGAUCGACUUAGAAAUGUAAAAUUUGAAGGAUGGAGAAAAUCUGCACAGAAUAGGUGGGAAGUCCUUUUGACACACUCCCAAAUGGUUGGUUUGGCAGACAUUGUAGAUAUGUAUUAUGAGGAUAUCUAUACACUACCCAACAAAGAACUAGCUUGUGGUGUGAUUGCAAAUUUUACUAAUUUGUCUAAUAAAAAGAGGAGCUCUAUCUUGUUGAAAAUGCUCUCUGUCACCCUUGCAAGUGGAAUUUUUCUGAUAGCAAUUAGCGCACUUGGUCAAAUUUGUUUGCCUCAACUUCACAAGUUUGGAAAGCAAACUGGAGAAUAUAGGCCUCUUCCAUCGUCUGACGUUGAUGGUUCACUGCAUGAGUCUCUAAAUACAGCUGAGUUGGAAGCAUUUUGCACCUCAGUUGUCAAAAGGAUAAAGGAUGCUUUAGGUUGGUCCGGUGAGAUAAUUGCAGAAUCAAAUGUGGGUGUCUGGACUGGCAAAUUACCAAGUUACUUGAGGAUGGUAGUUGAAGAUAAUUCUAGUAAUGAAGACAUUUCAACUAUUUCUUCCUCCUCAGAGAAUAUUGAUGCAGAAAUGAAGACAUCAGCACAGGAUAUUGCCACAUAUCAGGUUGUUCUGUCAGCAGAUGGAAAAAUUAUCGGGUUCCAACCUAUGAGCCGUGUGGCUGUCAAUCAGUGGGCUGCCAAUCCCUUAGCAGCGGAAUUAUAUGGUGGGAAAAAACUUUCCCCUGGUCUGAUUGAACGUAGUCUCAAGGUCCCCCAGCCUAGAGACAUAGUUGUCAUAGAGUUGUUGAUGUCAGUGAAACCGGAUGGCUAUUUUGCUUUGGCCAGGCCAGUUCGAUGAUACUGGUUGCUUAAAAAGUCAUCAACGGAGCUACUGGGAAAAAAUAUUGGAUAACGUAGGAGUAGAAGCCCGAAAAUUUGACUUGCGUUCUGUACGAAUUUCCCUGGAAAAAGCUACCUAAACCUCAUGCAUAACGUGGCUCAUCGGGAGGUAAUUUCGAAUGAUUAGAUGGCUGUGCCGAAACACGCUGCUGAACAAAAAGAUUCUUUUUAUGUGGGAGGAGGAACCUCGUCUUUCUUGUGAUGGUUCGAUGGUAAUGGGAGCAGCAUCAAUACAUUAUUUUUGGGUUCACAUAUUUGUACUUUUUAAGGACAAAAACGUAUUCAAACACAUUUUACUUCUACUGGUAUCAAAGACGAAGAUUUUACCAAAACAAAAUGUAUCAAAAGCCUAUGGCCAAAAAGAGACUAUCUGUGUUUAGAUUAGAGUUAGAUUGGUUGUAGAUAAUAGUCCUGGAAAAGCAAUGUUGACUUCUACAUGGUCGUUAAUUUCAAGCAUUUUGUCAUCUC
This is a messenger RNA of Ziziphus jujuba (common jujube), 2610 nucleotides long. RefSeq lists its product as uncharacterized. NCBI's taxonomy places the organism in Eukaryota, Viridiplantae, Streptophyta, Magnoliopsida, Rosales, Rhamnaceae. Bases 221 to 2101 code for a protein of 626 amino acids. The transcript is spliced from 8 exons. The record is from RefSeq and is a predicted model, not a curated record.